AUGGACAUCAUCGAAAGUUACUCUAGCGAAGAGUACACAGGCCCUGCGAUAAAGCUCGGUGCGGGAGUCACCGGUGGUGAGGUUCUGAUCCGGGCAUCUCAGGCCGGCUACCGUGUUGUCUCCGGUGAUUGCCCCACCGUCGGCAUUUCAGGUGGAUUCUCGACCGGCGGCGGCCACGGCCUACUCAACGGUGCUUACGGCCUUGGCUCCGACAACGUCCUUGAAUGGGACGUUGUCACAGCAGAUGGCCGUCACUUGACAGUUAGCCCGAGGGAAAACGCCGAUCUAUACUGGGCCAUGACCGGCGGUGGAGGAGGCACUUACGCGGUCAUCCUCAGCAUGACAGCUCGUUUGCACCCCGAGAGUCGCAUCGGCGCUGCAACCCUGACCUUCAACACCACAAGUAGCCCGAACAACGAGACAUAUAACGCGGCCCUUGAGGCUUGGUGGCGCUUUCUUCCGACCAUCGUCAAUACCGGCGCAUGUCCAGCCUUUAACUUUAUCGACGGCGGCUUCAAUGUUCACAACACAACAGCUGCGAACAAGACAGCCGAGGAUAUGACACAGCUAUAUCAGCCGUACCUCAAACAGCUGGACGACCUCAAAGUCAAGUACACCUUCACUGCGUUCACUGCACCAAGCUACGUCGACCACUACAACUACACCAACGGCCCGCUUCCUUUCGGACCUUACCAGUCCUCGGAGCUUUUCAACAGCCGUGGUAUACCGAAGGGAAUCGCGACAGACGCAGCUGCUGCCAAGAAACUGACGUCGGCGGUGCAAUCACUCGUUGGCUUUGAUCGGGCUGCUGGAUGGCAGAUCGGCUGCAUGGGUCUCAACGUGAACGCGACCAGCGUCCCAAAACACGCCGACAACGCUGUGGCACCCUUCUGGCGUGAUGCCAUGGCAGUCUGUCUCGAGUUUUCGUUUUACGACUGGAAAGUUCCCGAGUCGACGAUGCUCAACCGUCGACAGGACCUGGCUCGCCAUAUCCACCCUGAGAUCGAGGCCGCCACACCCGGAUCAGGGGCGUACCUAAACGAGGGCGAUCCCCUCGUCUAUCCACCGAGUGACACGAAGAAAUGGCAGAAAGAGUUUUACGGGGAGAACUACGCACGCUUGACAGAAGUCAAGGAAAAGUGGGAUCCAGACUCUGUUUUCUAUGCAUUUUCCGCGGUGGGCUCUGAGAAGUUCGUGGAGGAUGGCAGUGGCAGGAUCUGCAGGGUUUGA
Colletotrichum karsti is the source of this 1230-nucleotide messenger RNA. RefSeq lists its product as uncharacterized. Bases 1 to 1230 code for a protein of 409 amino acids. The transcript has a single exon. NCBI's taxonomy places the organism in Eukaryota, Fungi, Ascomycota, Sordariomycetes, Glomerellales, Glomerellaceae. The record is from RefSeq and is a predicted model, not a curated record. Gene Ontology annotation, molecular function: FAD binding; oxidoreductase activity.